Messenger RNA from Astyanax mexicanus (Mexican tetra), 6336 nucleotides. It is a transcript of the gene slc37a1, whose product is annotated as solute carrier family 37 member 1. The coding region runs from base 367 to 1941 and encodes 524 amino acids. Gene Ontology annotation, cellular component: endoplasmic reticulum membrane. Gene Ontology annotation, biological process: phosphate ion transmembrane transport; glucose-6-phosphate transport. The transcript is spliced from 20 exons. NCBI's taxonomy places the organism in Eukaryota, Metazoa, Chordata, Actinopteri, Characiformes, Acestrorhamphidae. Gene Ontology annotation, molecular function: glucose 6-phosphate:phosphate antiporter activity. The record is from RefSeq and is a predicted model, not a curated record.
UGACACGCGUCAUUUCCUGCUGUGUCUGUGGCCGGCUGGUGGCUGUGCUGGCGGACGGGCGGACAGGGAGCGGAGAGAGGAGCUGGAGAUACACCGCGUUUAUCUCCUCAAUACACGCCUGAUAAACCGAGAUUUACCGCGGGGUAGAUCCACAACCCGAGCAAACGGAUAAGACAGUAUCUAAUGGAAGCCAUCACCGCCUGGACACCAUGGCUCUUCUCGAUGUCACAGGGCUGCUGUGGUCAGAGCUGAGUGCUGUGAUUCUGUGUUUGCGGACAUCACGUUAUCUGCCUCUUUGAAGUCGACCCAUUAUCGUCCAGCCUCCACACACACACACACACACACACACACACAACCAGCAGAAGCAUGGCGCCUGUGCCUCCUGGUAUCCGCUUCCUGGCAUCCUUUAACCGGGAGCAGUGGUAUCGGGCAUUCACCUUUGUACUUACCUUCCUGCUCUACACCAGUUUUCAUCUGUCCAGGAAGCCCAUCAGCAUUGUCAAGAGUGAGCUGCAUAAGAACUGUUCGCUGGUUAAAGAGCUGGCUACUGAAAGCAGCAAAAGUGGUCAGCCGCAAAUCCUUCAUGUAGAAGUCGACUGCAGCUGGAAACCUUUCGAUAGGGACAACUAUAAGCAGCUGUUGGGAGCGAUGGACCUCUCCUUUCUGUUUGUGUAUGCAGUUGGAAUGUACCUGAGUGGAAUUAUUGGCGAGCGUUUGCCCAUUCGCCUCUUCCUGACCAUGGGCAUGCUGACCAGUGGCCUCUUCACCUGCCUGUUCGGCCUGGGAUACAUCUGUAACAUUCACACCCUCAGCUUCUAUAUCAUCGUUCAGAUUGCCAAUGGUUUAGUGCAGACCACAGGCUGGCCCAGUGUGGUGACGUGUAUUGGGAACUGGUUUGGGAAGGGCAGGCGAGGUUUGAUAAUGGGACUGUGGAACUCUCACACGUCGGUGGGGAACAUCCUCGGCUCUCUAAUCGCUGGUUAUUACGUGUCCUCAAACUGGGGGCUGUCCUUUAUCGUCCCUGGAAUAAUCAUCGCAGUUAUGGGCAUCCUCUGCUUCCUCUUCCUUAUUGAACACCCAAAUGAUCUUAAGGCUGCUGAAACCCACAGCACUGCCAGCAAUAACCAGAAGCUGCACAAGAGCUGGACAGGUGUUAACGGUCAUAAAGAGCUGUACCUGCAGUAUAAAAAACAGAGCUGUGAUACAGAGCUGCUUCUGGGGCAGGACAGUGCUGUGUGUGUUCCUGUGCAGCAGGUGGUUGUAGUGAAGAGUGAAGCAGAGCUUUCGGCCAUAAGCUUCAGAGGAGCUCUCUGCAUCCCGGGUGUAGUGGAGUUUUCUUUCUGUCUGCUCUUUGCUAAACUGGUCAGCUACACCUUCCUGUUCUGGCUGCCUCUCUACAUCACUAAAGCAGCUCACCUCGACUCUAAGACAGCGGGAGACCUCUCCACCCUGUUUGAUGUCGGUGGAAUUGUCGGUGGUAUCCUGGCAGGUGUCAUCUCAGAUAAGCUUGGAAAGAGAGCCACAACAUGCGCUGUGAUGCUUCUUCUGGCUGCUCCCACACUGUAUGGAUUCUCCAUGAUAAGCCAGUUUGGCCAGGGUCCCACUAUCGCAAUGCUGCUGGUGUGUGGAGGGUUAGUAAAUGGACCGUAUGCUCUCAUCACAACAGCCGUCUCUGCUGAUCUGGGAACCCACAAGAGCCUGAAAGGCAAUGCCAGAGCUCUGUCCACAGUCACAGCUAUUAUUGAUGGGACGGGUUCAGUCGGUGCUGCUAUCGGCCCCCUGCUGGCAGGACUGCUUUCUGCACAAAGCUGGGAUCAGGUCUUCUACAUGCUCAUGACUGCAGACUUUUUGGCACUAGUGUUGCUGCUGAGAUUGGUGAUGAAGGAGCUGACGUCUAAUAAGAGCCGGCCAGGCGUAGCUGUAGAACUGAAGGAGCAUUGAGCGCUCUUUGCACUAAACUGAAGAGUGAGAUUAGAGGGAGGGGGCUGAGGACAUCCUGUCGUCUACACCUGCUGGACAUCGGACCACUUCCUAACUGGACCACAACUUGAGUCUGGACCAAAAUUGCACAUUGGCCGGGUUAUGUCCAUUAUACUUGACCUUUGACUUGCUGCUUGAAGGGACAAGACUGAAUCUUGGCUUGGUCUGUCUGUCUAUAACUCUUAUUCUAUCUCCUGAUUCUGUAGCUUGAGAAGCACAUUGGUGGGAUAUGGCACUGGAGUCAUUUCCCGCCUAAAACUUGUUCAGAGAGCUGGAAAGCUUUUAGCUUUGUAGCAGAUAAAAGAUGAAAACUAGCAUAUUGUAAAGUUUAGAAAUGAUGGCCAUGCUGUUGGGGGAUCGCCGGUUCGAUUCCUGGUGAUGGAUGCCACAGCCGUCUGUGCCUGUGGGUCACAGAGAGUGCAAUUUUUAGGGUGGGUAAAAUAUUCCCUCUCUAAUCAACCCAUGUUUAAUGUUGAUACAGUUAAAAAAAAGCUGUAGCUUUGUGUUACUGGCCUUUACACUUUUUUGGACAUUGUGUAAAUGGGGGAUUCCUGUUUACUGUGGAUUUGGAAACGACACAAAUGUACAGAUGCACAAACACAGCUUGUCUAGUCCCUGUAGAUAAGUACUGCUAGAUAAAUACGAUUUCCUCCACAUCUAAAGUGUUAUAAAGGCCAGAGGGAUACAAAAAGCCCCCAGCAUUGGAGCAAUUGAAUUGUAGAGCAAUGGAACUGUGUUCUCUGAAAUAAUAAUGGAGCUCCAUCCAGUGCAGUUGGGAUGGGGAUCAUCCAACAUCCCGGCCUUACUAAAGCUCUUGUCCCUAAUUGGAAUAAAAAUCCAACAAAAGCAUACACAUACAGGGGUUUGACAAUGAAACUGAAACACCUGGUUUUAGACCACAAUAAUUUAUUGUCCCGACGGACAGUUCUGGUGAAAACAGGAGAGUUGAGGUGCACAUUGAAUUCUGCCGUGAUACAAUCUGGGUUAGCACCCGAACAUCCCUUUCAGACAGCUUCCUCUUGCAACCACAGUUAAUCCUGUUGGAUGUGGUUGGUCCUUCUUGGUGGUAUGCUGACAUUACCCUGGAUACCGUGGCUCUUGAUACAUUACAAAGACUUGCUGUCUUGGUCACAGAAACUCCAGCAAGACGUGCACCAACAAUUUGUCCUCUUUUGAACUCUGGUAUGUCACACAUAAUGUUGUGUGUAUUGCAAUAUUUUGAGCAGAACUGUGCUCUUACCCUGCUAAUUGAACCUUCACACUCUGCUCUUACUAGUGCAAUGUGCAAUUAAUGAAGAUUUGCCACCAGGCUGCUCCAAUUUAGCCAUGAAACCUCUAAACCACUAAAAUGACAGGUGUUUCAGUUUCAUUGUCCAACCCCUGUAUAUUUUUUAAACUUGAUUUAGGUAGAAACAGGUAAAUAGAUCAUUUUUUUCAAUACUUUUGUUCUAUAUAAAAUACUGAAAACAAAUUGACAAAUAUAAUCAUAUAUUCACCCCCAGAGGUGAGGUUCUGUAAAUGCUGGUUCAACUUUUGAUGUUUAUCCCACACUUUUUGCCUUAGAAAGGUACAAACAUACUAAAACGUACUAGAAGCUUCAACAGGCAGCUCUGUUUUACUGAGUGUAAGAUCAUUAUGCCAUGACCUGAAUUCAAUAUUAGCGAUGUUUGCACUUUAAGUAAGCUAAAAUGUAGAGCUAAUGAUGAUAACUCAUAAACAUGCAGUACAAGCUGAUGGAUAAUUCAGCAUAUUAGCAUUUUAGCUAAACUUUUCCCUGCUGAAAAAAUCCAGUUUAAGACCAACUGUUGGUAUCUUCACUUUUAUUGUCUACAUGUUUAGAAAGUUCCUCAUCUAUACAGAAACAUACCUUAUCUUGGAAAGCCAGUUAGUUAACCAACUUUUAAACAGCAUACUUACUAUAUGCCUUCAUAUGCCUUUAUGUUAUUAUUAUUAUUAUUAUUAUUAUUAUUAUUAUUAAUGUUGUUCCCACUGGUAAUGUGGGUUAACCAGCAUGGUCAAGCCUGGUCAUAUUUUUGCCUAGCUAAAUCAACUUGAUCAAACAUGUAGAUCAGCUAGCUAAACCAUCCAAAUCAAACUAAAACUACUAGUCAACCAGCUUAACAAGCUAGUUUUUUUUCCAGCAGGGAUCACUUAAGAUUAGAAGUAUCUGUAAAUGUAACAAUUUUAAGUGCUGUUUGAAUCAAGCAAGCUGUGCUUUUUGUAUAUAUGUCGUAAUAUUUCCAUAUAUUUCUAUUGUUCCACUAAGGUACAAAGCUAAAAGUCCCUUCAAGCACACAGUGGAUGGACAAGGCGGGCGAACAAAUGUAUUUAAUGUAUAUAAAUUUGUGAGAACAUUGUUAAUAUAUUGUUUUUCAUUCCCAUCUGCCUUUCUACAGACCAAAGCAAAACUUAUACGUUAUUUAUUGAAGAAUAUUUCUUUUAUUUGUUUAUUUAAAUGCUGUGUCUUCAGUGCUGUGGUGGAUAUUAAGUGUUUAUUGUUUAAUAUAAGUAUAUGUGUUGGGAUUUCUGAUUCUUUUAGCUUUCUGACAGACUAUGAAAUGUUGCCUCAGUGUCUGUACUAGUCUGUAACUUCACGAUUGCAGUGUUUACGAGCGUUUCGAAUGCUGAGCAGCUUUGAUGUUCGUUCAGACGUUGUUAAUGUUUUGGGUAGAUGUAGAUUAGUUAGGUUUGUAGAUGAAGAUGUUCUGUACUGUGUGUGUGUUUGUGUAUGUAAGUGAGUGUGAGAGAGGUUAAGAGAGUAAUAGGAUAAAAGGUACAGCUCAUGAUGUGGUGUGCACAAGGUGGUGUACUAGGACCCAAUCCCAUUUUACCCCUUGGCCCUCUCACUUACCCCCUACCCCUUUAUUUUGAGUGGUCAAGGGGUGAAAUCCUCUCCAUUAGAAUUGGGACAAGCCUUCAAGCACCCGAUAGGACAUCAGGAGUGCUUAAGUUCAAUAACCUAGCUGCUUUUGGUUAACAAGUUAACUUUAGGGCUUUAAUAUAUGUCUUCAUAAAGUGGGGAGAUGCUGCAUAAUAAGUAAAUUAUUAUUGUCCAUUCCUUAAUUCCUCUGUUAUGAGGAGCUGAAAUUAGCUUUGAUUAGCUUUUUUUUUUUUUUUUUUUCCAUUCCAAUCCAUUCCGCCUUAAAUGCUGCAGCCCCUGCAUCUUGUCUGUUGCACCAUUUAAGGUGGAACGGUAAAGUCCUGAGACAAACUACUAGUGAUCUUUUUUUAUGCUUUUUAUGAAGAAUUUGGUCAUAAAACACUUAAACUACACAUUAACCUAUUGUAAUAUAGUGCUUAUAGUCACUUUUAACAAGGAAAAUGUUUUUUUUUUUUUUUUUUUUUUUACCAUUUCUGGGUUUCUUUGGUCGCUUGUUCCGCCAUCGUGCCAGUGAUUUUUAUACCUCUCUGUUUGAAGUGUGCCUCUGAAAAAUCUCUAAGUAGUAGUGCCAAGGGGUGAAAUGGAAUUGGGACUAGGGCUGCAUCUAAUGAUCGACUACUUUGGUAGUCAAUUAAUUUGUUGAUUUGUUUGAAAACUAUUAGUCUAAGACGACUAUUUCGAUUAUUGUCAUGUCAAUCAUCUCUGUUUUUUGUGGACGUGGCUCUUGUUCUUAACUCAAAAGGCAUUUAAAUGUGAAAUAUUCUGUUGUUUAUUAAGUAUAUAGCACUUUUGGUGACAGAGCGAGCUGAGUGUGAACCGAGUGAAUGAGCAGCCCUUACCCAUUCCUCAUACCGUUUCCAUCCCUUAAUCUAGCACUAUAAGCAGUGUGUUCCAGUUACAAAUUAGCGAUUAGCUGCCACUGAAAUUUACGGUUUACGGUUUACAGAGUAGAUUUGUCGAAUUAUGUCGGCCAAUCAUUACACCCCUAGAGUAUACACUUAACACAAAAAACACAUGCUUGCUUUACGGUGUUGGUACAGCUCUGGUUAUUGGGACGAUUAACACAUUUUGCCUUUAAGUGAAAAUGCCGUUGUAGAGAAUGAAGCAGCUACCAGCUAUCAGUUAGACUGGUUUCAUCAUUGGCCUUGAGCUUACUGCUGUUCUCCUGCAGUAACAACAGCACAAACUCAUUAAACUGUAGAGUGAGUGUUACACUAUAGAUGCCUGAAUGUACCUUUACAUGAAUCUUGUGUGUAAUGCUUUACUGGUGUUACAGAAUAUCGUCGUGCCUUUUUUUCUAUUGAACUGUAUUUGUGGGCGUGUCCUUUUUAUUUAACUGUUUUUCUGUGUCAAUGUUUUUUAAAUUUUUAGAAGAAUUUGGAAAACCAAGGCAGCAGCUGAGUUGGGAGUCACUGUGUAAUGUUGCUAUUUAUAAAAAACAUUGACUGAGAUUAAUAAAAAAAAUCUAAACAUCA